Mus pahari (shrew mouse) is the source of this 607-nucleotide messenger RNA. RefSeq names its product photoreceptor disc component (gene Prcd). Bases 1 to 162 code for a protein of 53 amino acids. The transcript has 5 exons. Gene Ontology annotation, cellular component: photoreceptor outer segment membrane. NCBI's taxonomy places the organism in Eukaryota, Metazoa, Chordata, Mammalia, Rodentia, Muridae. Gene Ontology annotation, molecular function: opsin binding. The record is from RefSeq and is a predicted model, not a curated record.
AUGUGCACCACCCUCUUCCUGUUCAGCUUGGCCAUGCUGUGGCGCCGUAGAUUUACCAACCGAGUGGAACCAGAGCCCAGCAGAGUGGACGGGACAGUCGUGGGCAGCGGCUCAGACACAGACCUUCAAUCUACCGGCAGGGAGAAAGGACCCGUGAAGUAGGCAGUCCGGCUCUGGGAACUGCGACCUGUUGGCCCUGACAGCUGGAGUCCUGGUCCACCUUCCAUCUAGGAAGAUGUUGUGGGGCUGGGUGCAGCGGCAGGAGGGAAAAUGGGAGAAACGGUCACGGUCACGGAGAAGAGGGAUUUGGCUCUUGCUCUGAAGGGAGCCUCAGAGAUUCCAGACGGCCGCGGCAAGCCUGUCUCUACGAUGUCCCAGAGCCAGAAGAGAGGCUGUUGUUUGUAAAGGCAAGAAGAAUUCCCCAAACUUGGCCAGAAUUGUAUUGUAGACAAGAUGGAGGAGGAACAGCUUCCAGGAAGGCCUCCAACAUGCCUGCACACAGACGUACUUCCUGUGAAAGUAUUGGUGCAGAUGCUCCGAGUGUAAGCAGCCAGUGUCUUGGAGGCAUCACCAACCCUCCUUCAUGACCUUAUUAAUAAAAUCCAAG